AAUCAGAGAACAUGUAUUAUAUAUGAUGUUGUAUAUGAUUAUUAUUAUUUAAUACAAAUGACAAAGACAUUAUCUUUAAUUCUUCAACCAUUCAGUAUUCUAUUCAUUAGUUUAGCUUUAAUAAUAAAUCAUUGGAAUUGUGGUGGAUUAUUUACAUCAUGUUUAAGAAAUUAUCAAACCACUUCAAUAUUAUUAAUAUUAUUCUUUUUUCUUGGUAUAAUACUUUUAAUUAUUGCAUUUAUACUUGAUUUAAUAACUAUCUGUUCUGAAUCACUUGAUUCAAAUACUUCAUAUUCUACAAUUCGUUUGAUUAUAUUAAUAUGUGGUUUAAUCAAUAUACUUUUAGCUAUUCUUAUUUAUUCAUUACAAAUAGAUCGUCAAUUUUCUCGUUUAUUAUGUACAAUUGGUAUUGUAUUUGUAAUACAAGUUGCUUUACUUAAUUUAUUAUUCUCUUCUUGUAUUCAUAGAAAUCAUCAUUCUGAACCAAUAGUUCAUUGAAUGAAUGAAUAAUUCUAUGUAAGUUAUUCUGUUUGUAUGUUGAUAUUACAUUCCAUCAAUUCUUUGUUAAGCUUUAAAGCAUCAUGCUUACAUUGUUGUUGUUGUUGUGUUGGUUUUUUUUUUCAUAACAACUACCUGGUUCUAGUUUAUACUUUAUUUCCCACCCUGUCCCACCCCCCAUUAAGCUAUGUAUUUAUAUAUUCUUUUAUAUUAUAAUGCUAGUAUUUUACUUACAAUAUAAAUACUGUUAUAUCUGACUUUUCAUUAUAUAAUCCAUUCUGUUUUAGUGAUCGACUGACAUGAACGAUAUAAAAAAAUAACAACCCAUUAAAGAUCAAAACCUUUGCUAUUUGCUGUUGCACAGCUACUUUUCUCACUUCUAGCUUAGAAUCUUCUUUAUGUGAUUUAGUACAAAGUAGUUAACUAGUGAUAUACUUAAUCUCGACACAAUACUAUCGUUCAUGUUUAAAGCUUGUCAAAUAACAUGUGAAUUUCAAAAAGAAUUUGAAUACUACCAUUUAUUUGAAUUAACAUAGGUUUUUAACCAGAACUAUUUAUUUUUACUAACAGUUAGCUUGACAAAGUUUUAAAUCACAAACUGGCCACUAUUGAAAAUCAGGAAGCAAUGGUAUGAGCCUCCUCAUCAGUCCACGUCUGCGACCUCGCUAUAGAGAUUCAAACUCAGAACUUUCAGUCUGGUACACGAUCGCCUAACCCACAGAUUACUGAACCGACAUCCAUUUGUGUACAUAAUUAAUGUCAGUCUAUUUACAGUAUUGUGCUACCAUGAUACCCUAUUUUGAUAAUAAUCAAAUUAGUUAAAUUAAUCCACUAGACUAAUCUAAGUCAUUCAUUGUAAUUUGGUAACCAAGUCCCGACACAUACAACUAACCUCCAGUCACAUUUUCAUUCUGUAGUUUAAUAAUGCUAUCCAAAAUAAGGUAAAUAAAGUGGUGUUUGUAGAUGCAGUUUAGUCAGUGAGAGCCGCGUAAUUUAAAAGCUGGUCCACUCAGACAGAUUUCGAAUAAUAGAAACUUUUAUUUAUGGACUAUAUAGUAUGCCUACGUUGUCUUAUUUGAGUGAAUACAUUCAUAUCAUCCAUAUACUAAAAACUUACCUUAUCUAAAUAAUUAGAUUCAUUCAUGCUCUUUUGUUUACAUUUGUCUUUAUGAUAUAAACCUCUCUCCGUAAACAAAGUAUAUCUUAGAUGAUUUAAUACUGUCUUGAAACAUUAUGACAGCGUCUCAAAAAUGAAAAAUGUCUCUUACCGAACCGAAGGACUCGAUAUAUGUGAUGUCCUCUUUUUGCUUCUUUCCCAUCUCUCUCAAAUCUUGUACUAAGUAGAAGAUACUUCAUUCGCACCUAACUUUCAUCAGCUCAUCAUGGUUUAUAGGGUUAAACAAAAUUCACAAUGAAUCGAGUUUAUACAUAUGGCCAGUUACAUUCAACGUACAAUCCGGAACAAAUAUGUACCACCCCAAGUUCUUAGAAAUGAGAUAUUAAUGUUGUUAUUGUGUAACCUUUUAAAACAAAAUCGGUUAACUGAGUACAGAUGAGAUAAUAAGUAAGGAUGAAUGAUUAGUAUCAAGAGAGGAGUUGUGUUGUAUCCUAGUAAAGAUUAAGUUACGGGUAACUUUUGUGAACUAUUAAUGGACUAAUAUAAUCUAUACAUUCUUAUGGUAUAACUAUUCAGUAAUUAAAUGAUAUAUAUCUAUAUUCCUCUUAUUAUAAGCUUCAUUUUAACCUUUAGAUUAUUAUUGUACGAUUUACUGUUCAUAAGUUAUACUCAGUUUAUUGACUACUACCUCCCACGUUCACAGCCACUUCUUGGCUUGAUCUUGUACAAAUAUUAUUUCCUAUUUUAUGGUGUAAUGUGCUCUGUUUGUCUUGUAUAUAAACCAGGUAUGUUUGAAAUAAAUGAUUCGUAUAGUGAAA
Molecule: messenger RNA, 2433 nt
Organism: Schistosoma curassoni
Lineage: Eukaryota; Metazoa; Platyhelminthes; Trematoda; Strigeidida; Schistosomatidae
Source: the annotation of a GenBank genome assembly